AAUGCUUAAUUGAGUGUGAAACUAUUAAUUGAAUUCUAAGUUAAACAAUUAUUUUAAUAAUUAAAAUAAUGAAUAACUUAAAUUUAUUGCGAAAAACAAUAUCCAAAAACUUAAAUCUAUUGAGACAGAUUCGUCCAAUACAUGUGACAUCUGCACAAUCUACUAAGUCUGUUGCACCAAGAGAGUCUUUGAACGCUGAGUAAGUAUCUAAAGAAUUAAUAAUUAUUUGCAAUAAUUAGAUAACUAAUUUCAUUAUUUUGAUUAUGUUUGUUCUACAAAACAUUUAGGUAUAUUAUGACAUUACCUAUUUACUAUUUAGGGUUGAUCUCUGACUUUUGGAAUUGGGAAAAAAUUAUAAAGAUAACUUUUCUUUGAAUAUUAAGAUAAAUAAGGAAUCCAUGGAAACACUAUCUCAAUUUCUCUUGGCAUUUUGACUGAGGAAAAAUGUUAAAAAAUCUAAAAGCUUAAAUUAAAAUAAAAAUUUUUCUUGAUGUAUCUAAUAUAAUAUUUCAUCAUUAUAUGUGCAUGAAUCCUGGAAAAAAGUCUUACCACAAAAUUACUAAACGGAAAAAAAGUCCAGUUUGAUUUAUUGUUAUACAACCUACAGUAAUAAAAGGUAAGGCAGAUAGGAAAAUAAUAUGUGUUAGAAGGUAAGGUACAUACUCGGGUAUAUAUAUUAUGUCAACGGUACAUAUAGAAUCAUGAAAAGGUAUGAAUAUCAAAUUGAAAAAUAAAUAAAUUGUUAUUUCUAUUAGAAAUAUAGAAUGUUCAUUAGACUAUGGUUCUUCUUGUUGAAUCCGGUCAGGUUAAAAUGCCAAUAAUAGUCUUAAUAAUAUAUAGUUAAAUAAAAUAAUAAAUAAAUCGAUUUGGUACAUCUAAUGAAAAUCACAUAUUUGGUAACAUUCUUAAUGUUGUGCUGAAACUAGUGAGUAACCUCUAGAACACUUGUGUUUGUCAUUAUCAAAUCUUCUUUGGUGCAUAACAAAAGGUGUUUAUAGGUUUAUAAUUCUCCACAUUCAUAAGUUUCCUCUUCUUCAAAAAUCCUCAUUUUACCACAUUAGCUUUAGUCCUCACCACUCCAGAUCUUAAUCUAUUUAGGGUUUUCCAUAGUGGCCAUUGUAAAUGUCUGCCCAAUGGAAGUUGUUGUGUUGGCUGGAUCAGUUCUUUCAGAUAUAGCUCAUUUUCCCACCUUUGCAGCCUAACUUUGUGAGGUUCGUGUAGUUGUUUUGCUGUGUGUAUGAAGUUUCUUCAAGAAUUAAGUUUUGUACUCGUGAUUCUAUGUCCAAACAUAAGGUGUCUUCUGUCCUUUAUCUGUUUGGUUUUUUUCUAUAUCAGUGGUUAUGUGUCUUUUAAUUUUCAGUGGAACUAUGCCUGCUGGGAGGUAUAACUUGUAAGUAGACGUUAGCCUAAGAAAUUGCAUUGAUUCUACAAGUAUCUUAAGCUACCAUAAGCUGUCAACAUCAUACUAACAAUAUUUGCAAGUAGGAAAAACCAUUUUAGGCAUCUUGCUGGACAUGUGCAUCCAACCGUAUGAAAGUUAAUUUCUGUGUGAAAUCAAGAGUUAAAAAUAGAGCUAAAAUAACAUUGCAAGAACUAGGUUAAGGUAUUUCAACACCAAAAAGACACAAGUCUAGUAACACCAGUGAAAAACUGUUUAAAACCAGUUGCCCUAGAAUGACUUAUAAUGAAUGAAUUAAUUAAUUGAUUGAUAGUUGAAAAAUAGAUUAUGAAAAUUAAAUUAAACCAAACUUUUUUUCCAUUUAGUAAUUUUGAGGUUGAACUUCUUCUCCAAAAAAAAUUAAAUCAGUUUUUUUUCUGACUACCAUAUGUAUGUACAUGUAUUAUUUAUCUGACUAUUUAAUUGUUAAAAUGAAUUAUAUCCAAUAUACAAUUUAAACUUUUUGAACAACCUACAUACUCAUAAAUCAGUUUUUAUGCCUUUAAAAUCUACUCUUCUCCAUGACUUUGGGUGGAAGGACUGGAGAACAAGCACAGCCAAUUCAAAUAAAGUAUUGUGUUAUAUUUUGGAAGACUAAUUUGUGUUUAAUUAUUUGCAUGUGCUCAAGUAUAAACACUAUUUCCUGAAAUUACCUAGCGUUCUGUAGUACUUACCAGGCGAAUUGAUUCAUACUUAACGGUUCAGUCCUGGAGAAGAGUGAUUUUCACAAUAUUUUUAAAAAUUUUUUAACAAUUACUUUAUUCUAUUUUCAAAAGGGUUUCUUAUGUUAACUAUUAAAUCUAAUUUUUCUUAUUAAUUUAGUCUUCUUAAAAAAAAAAGCCCAUGCUACUUUUAAGUCAUCACAUAAUCCAUUCGACUAUCGUGAUUUUUUUUUGCUUCAUGCUUAAUUAUAAAUCGAUGUCUAAAAACUAUUCUAAGAAAUUUAUUGAUUAUACUGAAUCUCGUCUUUCAACUAAUAUUUAAUCUUUUUGAAAUUUGUUAGGAAUAGUAGCACGUUGCCCCUAUUACAGCCGGCCACUGUACAUAUAUUAUGUUUUAACAUAAUAAUAAUAAUGCUGGCGACAACGACAAUCGUGUAAAACAAUAUAAUAUAUUAAAAUAUUUUAUUAUUAUCGGCAAUUGGAUAAAGAUCAUAUCUUCCUAGGACACUGUAUAGAUAGCUAAUGCUAGUGUUUUGUAUUAAAUAUAGGGUUGAUUUUUUAAAUAUUAAGUGUAAGUGUUAAUUUUUUUAGCUAUGUAUUGGAUAUACACUAUGAUUUCCAUUAUCGUGAUCAGAUUCCAUUUAAUGCAUGGGAUAAAAAGGCUAACAUGAUUGCUGAUGUUGCUAUGGGAAUAGUUUUGGCGUUCGUUUUGUAUAAAUGCUACUCAGAACCAGAACAUUUAAUCGUAUGUAUUUUCAUCACAAUAUCAUUGAAUAUAAAAUAUAAUUUUACAAAAUAAUGAAAAAAAAAAAUAAAUUACAUGGGUAUAGCGGAUAAAAUGAGAGAAAAUAAAUCAAGGUAGUAUGUGCAAGUUGGAAAAAGAAAAAACUAUGAGAUAGUCAACAAGAUGUGUGAGUUGAGUGUAGAUGAAAUCUACAGGGAGAAAUAAUGGUAUGCAUACUGUGGAGUAAAUUAUUUACUCUCCACAUCACCCAUGGUAAUGAGUGGUAAGAUAUGAAGACCAAAAAUUUAAGUAGGAUAAAAGCAAAGAUAAAUGGGAAAAAAUAGAAAUUAAAUUGAUAAAAAUAAUUUAUUUAAUUUUAUGUUUGUGUAGGGAGAUUUUGAAUAUCCUGAUUCAUCAAAAUGGACAGAUGAGGAAUUGGGAGUGCCAUCAAUUGAAUAAUAACAAUAAAUAUAUUACCAUUUAUUAAAUGAUAUUUAGUUUAUAAUAUAUAUAUGUAUAUGUUUAAUGAUUAAAAAAUUUGAAUAGUUCAAGAAUAAAUAUCACAUUUUGCAUUAUAUAUUUGUAUUAUAUUAUUAUGAUUAAAUAUAGAGGUCUAAUAAAUAUUAAUAAUUAUAUAUAUAAAUCAUUGAAAGAUGUUAAGCUAUUCAUUUAAUUAAAAGCUCAUUUUUAUAAUAGUUAAUAACAGUAUGAACAAAUUGGAAAUGUGUCAAAUAGUAUAGGCCUUUUAACCACUUGAUAUGAUGAAUUUUAAUGAAAUUGGAUAAAAACUUCAUGUUUCAUACAUUUUUGCAGAUAAAUUACUAAUUAUAACUCAUAACCUGAAUACUAAACUUGUAUACUGUAGUUAAGUUAACCUAUGUUCUAUAUUCAAAAU
Cinara cedri is the source of this 3719-nucleotide messenger RNA. The record is from the annotation of a GenBank genome assembly. NCBI's taxonomy places the organism in Eukaryota, Metazoa, Arthropoda, Insecta, Hemiptera, Aphididae.